AUGUCUCCGGCUGCGGCGGCGGCGGCGGCCGGGGCUGGGAUCGGGACCGGGAUCGGUGCCGGGGCCGAGCGGAACGAGCGGCGGCGGCGGGCCGCGGCGUCCGGGGGUUCCCGGGGCGCCUGGGUGCGGACCCGGCCGGGCGGCGCGGCGGCGCUGCUGGGCCUGUCGCUGCUGGGCCUCGUGCUGUACCUGGUGCCGGCGGCGGCGGCGCUGGCCUGGCUGGGCGUAGGGGCCGCCGCGGCCUGGUGGGGCCUGAGCCCCCGGGAGCCGUCCCGGGGCCCGCGCUACGGCCCGCCGCUCUCCUCCGCCUCCCAGCCGCGGGCCCGCCGCCCGCCGCCGCCCGCCAAGGCCGCGGUGAACGGGGCCCCGCUGCAGCCGCCGUCCCGGGGCCCCGGGCCCGCCGGGCAGCCGCUGCUCAUGGGCGGUUAUCUGGGCAAGCCGGGCCCGCCGGAGCCCCCGCGGCGGGAGCGGCCGCCCCAGGCGCCUUCGCCGCAGCUGCUGAGCCCGGUCCGCAGGCUCCACCUCAGGGACCACCCGACUACUCCAUACCGAUUCUCAUUAGCUCCACGGAGGAGAUAUCCAGUUCAGCAGGCACAGUACUCUGCACUAGGGACCCUUCCCACAGUGUGCUGGGAAGGCUACCAGAGGAAAAACGUGCUCUCUGCCCGAAACUCCCACAUGGUAUCAAGCCCCGUAACUGUAAGGAUCGCUCGCCCUGAUCUAUCGCGUUCCCCCCUGGAGCAGGUCGUGAAUUCAGCCAUGCCCUCACCAUCCAGUAAUGUCCCAGAUCCAUGUGCAAAGGAGACUGUGAUGAACGCACUCAAAGAGAGUCGGAAAAGGGCAGUGGAGGAGGAGGAUCAGAUCUUCUGUGAUGCCCAGGAAAACAAGCGAAGGCGCCACGACAGUAGUGGGAGUGGACACUCAGCAUUUGAACCUCUGGUCGCAAAUGGAGCCCCAGCAUCUCUUGUUCCCAAGCCUGGAUCUCUGAAGAGAAGCCUCACUUCCCAGUGCACAGAGGACAACUUGAAUAAGAGGUCCCGUACCUCUUCCACCAGCUCUCUGACCAACACCUCCCCAGGGGGCAUCCCCAGCUCUAUCCGCAAUGCCAUCACCAGCUCCUAUAGCUCCACCAGGGGUUUCUCACAGUUGUGGAAGAGGAGUGGCCCUAGUACCUCUCCCCUCUCCAGCCCUGCCUCAUCUCGCUCCCAGACCCCGGAGAGGCCUAUGAAAAAAGCACGGGAAGAGGAGUUCCAUCAGUCUAGCUGUUUGACCCCCAUGACCUCAGACAAGGAAUCUCAGGCUGAGAAGGUGACAGAUACCCCCACAUGGAAGAAACAGAGCUCCUGGAGCACCCCAACCACCUCUGGGAGUGCUGGGAAGCGCAAACGCAAAGUUCAGUUGUUGGCUUCUCGGCGAGGGGACCAGCUCACCCUGCCUCCACCUCCCCAGCUCGGUUACUCGAUCACUGCUGAAGACCUAGACUUAGAAAAGAAGGCUGCAUUGCAGUGGUUUAAUAAAGUCUUGGAGGAGAAGACAGAUUCACCUUCCGUUUCUGUCGCAGAGACCUCCCCCGCCCCUCGACCUCUUUCCUUUGCAUUACCAUCCCCAGAGACAACUUCCUCACCAGCUGCUCCUCCAGCUUCCAGUGCCAACCCUCUGCUGGACAGUCUGAAGAAGAUGCAAAAUUCCCCGAGCCCACCAGCCCUUACAGACCCAGUUGCAGCGGCCAGUGCUGUGGCGCCUUCCCCGCUGAAGCCAGCCAGCCCACCUGCUGCCACAGGGCCCGCAGAGCCAGGGCCCCCCGCUGCCAGCUCUUCGUCCUCCAAGCCCAUCCCAACUUUCUCCUUGUUGACCUCUUCAGCCGCCCUCACUGUCACUACCGCCAGCCAGGCCUCCCCAGCGCCUGUGUCGGACAGUUCUACCAAGCCUCUCCCCACCACUUCCCCCAAACCAAGCAUUCUCUUUGGAAUGCUGAGUACCCCGCCUCUAACUUCCAUGGCUCCCACUACUUCCACAGCUCCCGCUGCUCCUGCUCCCGUGGUGACUCCCGCGGCUACUCCCGUGGCUGCUCCUGUGGCUACUUCGGCUCCUCCUCCUGCCACUCCCAUGUUCAAACCCAUUUUUGGGGUUCCCCCUAAAAUGGAGAGUGGGGCUUCUUCGCCAGCUGCCCCCUCUGCCACAACUCCUAUGUCGUGUGGCUCUGUCCUUCCCACAGCCCCCAGCACCUCUACCACAACCUUUAAGCCCAUCUUCGGUAGCAUGGGCCCCCCCACAUCUGUGCCCUUAGCCUCAGCAUCCCCUUUCUUGAAGCAACCCUCUUCUGUAGCCCCCACCACAGCCGUUACCAGCUCUGUCUUGGCGCCCCUAUUUAGUGGCCUCCCCAGUGUCCAGCCCACUGCGGCCCCUGCCACAGCCACCACAGCCACCUCCAGCAGGACCACCGACUCAGGCUCCAAGCCCACCUUUGGCUUUGGGCUGAGCAGCUUGGCCAGUACCACGGCCAGUGCCCCUGCAGCCACCACUAGCACCACCACCACCACCCCCUCCCCAGCACAGCCUUUCCUCUUUGGGGCUGCACCUGCCUCUGGCGCCAGCUUCACCCCGUCUACUGGCUCCAUGUUCCAGUUUAACAAACCUGCUGCCACCGUCACUACCACCACCACUGUGGCAACACCCGCCACAACAUUCGGUGCCACGCAGACGGCCCCCAGCAGCACUGCUGGCUUUGGAUUUGGUGGGACUGUCACCACGGCAGCCCCACCAACUACCAGCCAAGCGACGUUGACAUUCGGCCCCACCACUACCACCACUGCUGCAUUCAGCACCCCCUUUGGCUCCAGUGUCAAGACGAUGCCCCCCCCAGCCUACCCGGGAGCUGCCCCUCAGCCCACCUUUGGGACUGCUGAUGGGCAGCAACAGCAGCAGGGGGCCAGCAAAGCAGGCCCCUUAACAAGCUUUAGUAGCACAUUCACCUUUGGGGGCUCGGCAGCCUCAAGCCCAGCCCUUCCCCAGCCCACCUUUGGCAGUGCUACUCAGCCAGCCUUUGGCGGGGCAAAACCCCCCACCUCCUUUGGCACCCCUGCCAGCACACAGCCAGCCUUUGGCAGCACCAACACAGUCUUCUCUUUUGGCACAACCACCUCCUCCAGCUUUGGGGCGACCACGCAGACCACCAGCAGUGGCACCAGCGGCUCCAUGUUUAGCAGCAUGACCCUGGCCCCCUUCACGUUUGGGAGCUCCACGCCUGCGGCCAGCAGUGGGGGUUUUGGGGCCAGCACCGCUGUCCCUGGAACCAGCUCGAGCACUGCAGCGUUCAGCUUUGGAGCAAGCCAGAGUGGGGCCACCAGUGCCACUGCCCCCUUUGGGGGUACCUUAAACCAGAACCCCCUGGGUGCCCCAAGUCAGAGCACACCCUUUGCCUUCAGUGUGGCCAACACCACCGAAAACAAGCCUGUUUUUGGAGGUGCAAGCUCAGUGGGCAGUAGCCUUUCCUUUGGGACCCCAACCACGCCAGCCCAGGGCUUUGUGGGAGCAGGGCCAUCUUUUGGACCAUCGACCCCUUCGUUUUCCAUUGGUGCAGGAUCCAAGACUCCUGGGGCCAGGCAGCGACUGCAGGCCCGGAGACAGCAUACCCGAAAGAAAUAACCUGUCCUGCCCCCUCCCUCCAGACCCUUUCCUUCCUUUCUUCCCCCUCCCACCUCCCCCCUUGGCUCCUGCUGUGAAGAGCCUCAUCCCUGUCCCUGUUUUUGUACAGCAAGCCCACCCCAGCCCCACCCCCCACUUCUCUAGCAGCAGCUGCCAAGAAGGCGACUGCCCUGGAUGUGGCAGGGUGGAAACAAACCCUUUUUACUUGAACACUUCCACUGCUGAAACUGGAGAAACUUGUGUACAUAUCGUCAGCCUGGCCUUGCCUUUCCUGACUCGUCUCCUUAUUGUGUGUGUGUCUGUCAGCUUGGCCAAGGAACCCCUUUUCUGCGUCCUGCCCGGCCUCUGGAGGGGCCUCCCAGCCAGCCACGUGCAGCCACCAGUCCUGGGUCCGGGGAGGGCUCGGCCCUGAGCCUCCCAGCUCUCCUCCUGUUCCACGUGGCUGCAAGGGUAGGCUUCUUGCUUCUUUUGCCUUGGGUCUCGAUUCCUGCUCCUUAGACUUUGUCCCCCGAGGAAGCAUUCCUUUUCAUAGUGUUGGUCUGGCGUGGGUUUUGCCUUGGGAAAGACUCCAGGAAUGGGGAGAAGCCUCCGUGAAGGCUACUCCUGCGUGCGGUCCUUUUUCCUUCCCCUGGAGAGAGCGAGUCUUCCCUUUGUGAGUAUAGCCCUUAAGACCUCAGGGCUUGCAGUUAGCCAACAGAAGAGGAAAGCAGUUUUUCCUUGGAGCCCCUGUCCUCCGGUAAGGGAGCAGGACAGAUUCCGCACCGCUGCUCUUGGCUUCUCUCCCUCUCCUCCCCAGUACUUUCUGUUUUCUGGGUUUGUAUAAAGCCGUGUCCUGUCAGUGUUGCUCUGUCUGAUGCUCAUUGAAUCGAGUUUGGAGGAAAAAUUGACUUGUGUGAGUGGCGGCAUGUUGCUAGUGCCGGACUUGAUGUUAAAAGCUUUUUGGGGUCCAGGAAUUUACCACAGAAACCGGACCCACUCAAUUGGAUGUGGAAUGUGGCCGUGAGAUGCUGCACGUGCUGAAUGACUCCUGAAUUUUCAAACAGUGUUUUGACUCUAAGGGAUGGCAGCCCAGGAAGGACUAAGGCCCAAGGGACAGGGUUCUGUGAAUGUAAACAGAGGAUAAGGACCCCCCCUUGCUUUGGGCUCCCCUACACACAUACACCCACCUGUGUUCCUCACAGUAGGGCAGGGUAUCCCUAAAUUGGUGGAUAAUCUUAUUUUACUACUGGGUUGCAUGCCUUUUUGGGUUGGGGGGCGGGAAGGGAGGGUGAGGAAGGUCAUCAUGGAGGAGUCCCACCUCAGGAGUACCCUGCUCCAUGUAGCCUCCUUCCCAUUCCUUUGGGCCAAGAAGGAAAGCCUUGUUACAUGAUAGGUGUGCUCCACAGCAGCCUUCCAGAUCCCACAUGUUACCAGUUAGGGCCCAUCCUCUCAAUACCAACUCAGCCCAGAGCCCCCUCUCCCUGGCCCAGGAGCCUUGCUGCUCUGCCAUCACUUUUGGGAGAAGCGUGAAUGUGUGUGGGUGAUUUGCCUAAGUCUAAAUUUAAGAAAAAGAAAAAAAAGAAAUAUUUAAACAUUUUUUUAACAAAAUAAAAUUUAUUUUUAUAUUUAAGCUAAAUUGCCUUUUGAAUUCCUUCAAGCUUGGUUCAUUGAAGCUGUGAGAAAGUACAAAGCUGUUGUCCAGAAAUUAGCUGAACAGUGUGAGAUCUGGGGGAGGAGGGAGCCUGACUGCCUGGGGGAGGAAGGGCUCACUCAGACUCCCUUUUCACCCAGGGAAUCGUUACGUAAAAUGUACUUAAUUCCUUUCUAAUAAUGUGAUGUAUGUGAAUGUGGCUAGGGCAAGGUUUCCCACCUGUGAUAGCAGCUCUGGUGGUGGGAGAGGGGCAUUGGAAGGGCUCUCAAGACUCUGUCUCAGCUACUGCUCAGUUCCACUCGGACCCGGGGGGAAAGCUGAAUCAGGUCAAACCAGCCUUCCAGAGGCAGUGGUGGCAGCCAGAAGCCUGUAGUUACCAAGACAGCCCAGAGAUCUGCCCACACCCACCCAGCUCGCGGCCUCAGCCCUGUGCGGGUAUGCGCACGAGACCGGACAGGAAUGGGAGACAAACUUUCCGUAAGACACUGUUCCUGUUGAGUCUGGUGGGAAUUUAGUGUGAAUGUGCAAUUUUUUUUCCUUGCUUCUUAUAAUGUCAUUGAUUUUAAAAAUAAACAAAACUGUGAUCUCCA
Messenger RNA from Trichosurus vulpecula (common brushtail), 5865 nucleotides. Its product is annotated as nuclear envelope pore membrane protein POM 121C-like. Gene Ontology annotation, molecular function: structural constituent of nuclear pore. Lineage: Eukaryota; Metazoa; Chordata; Mammalia; Diprotodontia; Phalangeridae. Gene Ontology annotation, biological process: protein import into nucleus; RNA export from nucleus. The record is from RefSeq and is a predicted model, not a curated record. The coding region runs from base 1 to 3645 and encodes 1214 amino acids. The transcript has 13 exons. Gene Ontology annotation, cellular component: nuclear pore.